Engraulis encrasicolus (European anchovy) is the source of this 1030-nucleotide messenger RNA. RefSeq names its product high mobility group box 2a (gene hmgb2a). Bases 132 to 788 code for a protein of 218 amino acids. NCBI's taxonomy places the organism in Eukaryota, Metazoa, Chordata, Actinopteri, Clupeiformes, Engraulidae. Gene Ontology annotation, molecular function: DNA binding, bending. The record is from RefSeq and is a predicted model, not a curated record. Gene Ontology annotation, biological process: regulation of transcription by RNA polymerase II. The transcript has 5 exons.
UUUAAAAGGCUUGAAUGACCAACAACGCAGCUGCUAACAAGUGGGAGGAGUUACUGGGGGAAAUCAGCUUCAGAAACUUAGUGCGUUGCAGUCGGUGGAAGUGAAGUGGACGAAAACAGCACUCAGACGUAAUGGGUAAGGAUCCUAAUAAGCCGAGGGGUAAGACGUCCUCGUACGCCUUCUUUGUGCAGACAUGUCGAGAAGAACACAAGAAGAAACACCCCGGCACUUCCGUGAAUUUCUCCGAGUUCUCCAAGAAAUGUUCCGAACGGUGGAAGAGCAUGUCUUCCAAGGAAAAGACGAAAUUUGAAGACCUGGCCAAAGGCGACAAAGUUCGCUAUGAUCGUGAGAUGAAAGACUACAUUCCCCCCAAGGGGGCAAAGGGGGCGGGGAGGAAAAAGAAGGAUCCAAACGCCCCCAAGCGCCCGCCGUCUGCAUUUUUCAUCUUCUGCGGCGAUCACCGCGCUAAGAUCAAGGCAGAGAAUCCAGGAAUAGGCAUUGGCGACAUUGCCAAGAAGCUUGGUGUCAUGUGGUCCGAGCAGUCCCCGAAGGACAAGGCCCCGUAUGAACAGAAGGCACUUAAGCUGAGAGAGAAAUAUGACAAGGAAAUCUCCGCUUAUCGCGCUAAGGGUGGCGGCAAAAGCGAUGCUGGUAAGAAGGGAGGACCUGGGCGACCAGCAGGCGGCAAGAAGGCAGCACCCGUUGAUGAUGACGAUGAUGAUGAUGAUGACGACGAUGAAGAGGACGAGGAAGAUGAUGAGGAUGACGACGAUGAUGAUGACGACUAAACUGCUUUGAAAACUCUGCUGGGUUAUUUUCUAAAACAAUGUGAAAAUUUAAUGUUAGAUUUAUACAACAUGUACAGAAGUUUUUUUCUUUCUGGUUGUGUUUAUUUUUUUGUAAAUAAAUCUGACUCCUUGUUUUGUCAUGGUUUUAUUCCACUAAUGUCCAUGGGUUCAGUGGAACAAGUUGAGUAAAUUUGAACGCUUGUUUAUGGAGGGUUUUGUAAUAAAGUUUUUAUUCCUGACAA